Messenger RNA from Paramisgurnus dabryanus, 3437 nucleotides. It is a transcript of the gene slc13a5b, whose product is annotated as solute carrier family 13 member 5b. Gene Ontology annotation, molecular function: citrate transmembrane transporter activity; succinate transmembrane transporter activity; sodium:dicarboxylate symporter activity. Gene Ontology annotation, biological process: citrate transport; oxaloacetate transport; transmembrane transport. NCBI's taxonomy places the organism in Eukaryota, Metazoa, Chordata, Actinopteri, Cypriniformes, Cobitidae. The record is from RefSeq and is a predicted model, not a curated record. Gene Ontology annotation, cellular component: plasma membrane.
UAGACUAAAAGGUCCAACAGUGUUACAAUACUUUAUAUUCACAAACUUUCUUUAUGUUGAGAUGUUCUCAAUACUUAAAUCCUUAUGGAAAUUGAAGAAUGGGAUAGUUCUGUUCUUCACUCCUCUGAUUCUUCUUCCACUACCGGUUGUCAUCAACACAAAGGAGGCCAACUGUGCUUAUGUAAUCAUACUAAUGGCAGUAUACUGGUGUACAGAGGCUCUUCCAUUAGCUGUUACAGCACUGUUGCCUGCUGUCCUCUUUCCAAUGUUUGGCAUCAUGCAAUCCAAAGUGGUAUGUAUGCAGUACCUGAAAGAUACUAACUUGCUGUUUGUGGGAGGCUUGCUGGUGGCUGUGGCAGUGGAACACUGGAACCUGCACAAGCGCAUUGCCCUCAGAGUGCUACUCAUUGUUGGGGUGCGCCCAGCACUCCUUAUGUUGGGCUUCAUGGGAGUGACGGCUUUCCUCUCCAUGUGGAUCAGUAACACAGCCACCACGGCUAUGAUGGUCCCUAUAGUACAGGCCGUUCUGGAGCAGCUGAAUAAACAGGAGACCGAACUUACUCAGAUGACCUGCAUGGAACAGCGGUCUCAGGCCCCGGAGGCUGAGCACAAACAACCAGCCAAGCUUGAAGACAGAGAAGUGGUGGUGCGCAUGCUGGAUAUGUCACCAGAAGCUACCAAGCAGCAAGAGUCUGUUGACAAAACUCUUAUGUCUAAGGGAAUGACUCUGUGCGUGUGUUAUGCUGCUAGCAUUGGGGGAACAGCAACACUUACAGGCACUGGACCCAAUCUGGUACUUAAGGGUCAAAUGAACCAGUUAUUUCCUGAGAAUGGUGAUGUCAUCAACUUUGCUUCAUGGUUUGGAUUUGCAUUUCCAAACAUGAUCAUCAUGCUGAUAAUAGCCUGGUUCUGGCUUCAGUUUGUUUUCAUGGGAUUCAACUUCAAAAAGACAUGGGGCUGUGGAGCAGGGAGGUCAGAGAAGGAAACCGCUGCCUACAACGUCAUCCGCGAGCAGCACCUUCAUAUGGGACCAAUGUCUUUUGGAGAACUCAGUGUUCUGGCUCUCUUCAGUUUGCUUGUGGUUCUGUGGUUCACCCGCGAUCCUGGAUUUGUGGCAGGCUGGGCAACCUACAUAUUUAACAUAGAUGCAGAAUAUGUGACAGAUGCUACAGUUGCUGUCUUUAUUGCUGUGCUGCUUUUCGUUCUACCAUCGAAACCGCCUCGACUUUUCUUCCGGUCCUCGACCGACUCUGAAACAGAUGCCCAACUUUCCACUGUUCCCAGUUCAGCUCUGCUCACCUGGAAUGUUGCUCAGAAGAAAUUACCUUGGAACAUAGUUUUGCUCCUGGGUGGUGGAUUUGCAUUGGCCAAAGGUAGCGAGGAGUCCGGACUAUCAAGAUGGAUAGGAAACCAGUUAACUCCCCUACAUGCCAUUCCUCCAUGGGCUAUUGUUAUCAUUUUGUGCCUUCUAAUUGCCGUUUUUACUGAAUGCACCAGCAAUGUGGCUACAGCAACCCUUUUCCUCCCUGUUCUUGCUUCUAUGUCUCAGUCUGUGGGAAUGAAUCCUCUGUACGUCAUGGUGCCAUGCACACUCAGUGCUUCCUUUGCAUUCAUGUUACCUGUGGCAACUCCUCCAAAUGCUAUAGUCUUCUCAUACGGAUAUCUCAAGGUUUCAGACAUGGCAAAGACAGGCAUAAUAAUGAAUGUCAUAGGAAUUGUCUGCAUCACUGUAGCCAUCAACACCUGGGGCAAGGCAAUGUUCAGCCUAGACACAUUUCCUGCUUGGGCCAACCAAACAGAAGUAUGAAGAACAGUAUGAAGCCAAAUGGAAAGCAACAAGCUGCUCUUUCUCAUCAUCAUCUUCACAACGUGCAGCACACAGACUGCAUAUGGCAGGUUUUGAACACCUUUUGCCUCUUUUACUUAAGGGCCUGAUGUAAUAUGUGGCUAUACAGGGUUAAAUUAUGUUUGGAGUACACCUGCUUUUCAAAACAACAUUUUAUAUACACUGUCAAAUAAAUUGGUCAAAAUAUGUACCCUCAGAGGUACAUAUUGGUACUAAAUGUAUAUUUAUAUGUACAUGGGACCUUUUUAAAGGGUACUGCCCCAAUGACAGCUUGGGACCAUUAUUUGAAAAAAAAUUCUGACAGUGUGUAGUUCAAAGUCUAUAGACUUGGAUAUAUUUAAAUUAAGUUGUAUCUCAAAGUUACAGGUACCAAAUGUAUAUAUACAGUAUUUGUACCUAAUGGUUCAUAUUAGGACAUUUUAAAUGGUAAAGCCUCAAUGGGGUACAUAAUUUGACCAUUUGUUUUAACAGUGUAACAAUCAUAUAAUACAUUAGAAACACUGAGCUGCAAAAACUGGACUGCUAAGGUUAUGUAUCAGGUAUUUUCCUCAUAUCCACUAGUAUGCUUUGCUUGUAACAUUAAUGGCUACUUUUACAACAUAAGCUUUUACAGUACAUGUUCGAUGGCAAGCUUUUUCGUCAGGAGAAAACAUAAAAGGAAAACAGAAGCAUGCACAUCGACCUCACUUCCUUUUAUAACAACAUAAAAUCCCAGAACAAAUCCAAAGAUGUUGAAGCUUCUUCUAAUGGCCAGUCUUCAAACCUCAAUAGCUUUGAACUUCUAUGGGACAAAAUGACCUGAGAAGUCUGAGCCAAACCAACCAACUACAAGUGCCUUACUUUUUAACAUUAAUAAAAGUUUGAAUGGCGCUCUGUCAUGGUGUAUAUUACAUGGAUGUUACAGAUUCAUCAGACUAUGAACAUUUGUUUAGACUAUGACAUGGAGAACCAUGUGUCAUCAUUGCUUUGAAGACCAAACAUCAAGCAAUUUUCUGUUUUUGUACCGGGCAAAUACCUCACUGUUGUAAAACGUUAUGCAAGCAACAGGGGGGGCAAGUUUAAAGGGGACAUUUCAUGAAAAUCUGACUUUUUCCAUGUUUAAGUGCUUAAUUGGAUCCCCAGUGCUUCUAUCAAGCUAGAAAAUAUGAAAAAGAACAACCCAGUAACUAAGUUUUGGUAAAUGAUUCUCUGCAAGCAUGUGAAAAAAUAGGCUAUAUGAAAUUUGGCUCCCCUUGGGUAUCAAAAGGGGAUCUUAUUAUAACAAUGCUACCCCUUAAUCUGCAGCUAUCAAUUUUAACAUGCUAUAAUAAAUUAUCUCUAUGGUAUUUGGAGCUAAAACUUCACAUGUACUCUGGGGAUGCCAAAGAUAUAUUUGACAUCUUAAAAAAUUUCACAUUGUGAAAUGUCCCCUUUAUUAAAGCAGGUGUAUUAAUCUAUGCCUUAUUAUUUUAAAUUCUGCAAACUAGAUUAAAGGAAAUCAAUUAUAAAUAUGACCCUGUCUGUGAAAUCCAGACUAAAGUCUCAUAAUCUAAUGAUUUCACAUUGAUUUCAGUCUUUGACAUGAGAUUUCUCGGUAACACUUUAUUUUACG